Messenger RNA from Trichophyton rubrum CBS 118892, 420 nucleotides. RefSeq lists its product as uncharacterized. Lineage: Eukaryota; Fungi; Ascomycota; Eurotiomycetes; Onygenales; Arthrodermataceae. Bases 1 to 420 code for a protein of 139 amino acids. The transcript has a single exon. The record is from RefSeq and is a predicted model, not a curated record.
AUGAUCUUAGAGCCUAUGAGCGAGCCGUCUAGUCAUAUACGGGAGGGAUUUGAGGAAGGAAAGCUACGAAGUGGAUUCAUAGAACCCGCCACAAUCACUGGGAAGAGAAAGAGAGGCGCAGAAGGGGAAGACGAAGAAGAUGAAGAUGGAGGAGAGUGGGUGGAAGUCAAGAAAAAGAAGAAGGUCAAGGGAGUAAAUCCGCUGAGCAUGAAGAAGCCAAAACAGAGGACCCAGACUGUGCAGAAACCGAAGAAGGCUGACGAAAAUACAGCAAAAGGAGACAAUGAUAUUGAUAAGGGAACAGAUGGAGCAAGCGAACAGUCAAAACCGAAGAGGAAACGACGGCAUAAAAAGAAAGCUGAGCAGAUUGACGGAGCUGAGAAGGAGAUUGAUACCCCAAUUGCAGAUACAGGGAUAUGA